Paramuricea clavata is the source of this 4092-nucleotide messenger RNA. Lineage: Eukaryota; Metazoa; Cnidaria; Anthozoa; Malacalcyonacea; Plexauridae. The record is from the annotation of a GenBank genome assembly.
AUGGCGGCACAAAAUAUACAGCCUAUGCCAGCUUUUGAACCAAGGAGUGAUCCUACAAGUACAAGUGCGAGAUGGACACGAUGGCUGGAGAGAUUCAACACAUAUUUACUCGCAGCAGAUAUUAAAGACGAUGCGAGAAAGCGAGCUUUAUUAUUGUAUCAGGCGGGGCCCGAAGUACACGAAAUUUUCAAGACUCUAGAAGAGGGUGAAACCAAAGAUUUUAAGUCAGCAGUGAAAGCGUUGACGGAGUAUUUUGAACCAGAGAAAAACGUGAUAUAUCGCACCUAUGUUUUUAGACAAGCGACGCAAGGCAAAGAGGAAUCAAUCGACGAAUUUCAUACGCGUUUACGAGGCUUGGCAAAAUAUUGCGAAUUUACAAACAUAGAUUUUGAAAUUAAGAUGCAGAUUGUAACGAACGGCACUUCUUCAAGAUUACGAAAGAAAGCACUACAAGACCCAAAAUAUAGUUUGGCAAACAUGUUAAUCGAUGGACGAAAAUACGAAACUAGUUCAGCUCAAGCCGUUGGGAUCGAAGAACAAUUCAAAACAAGGGAAAAUAUAAAUGCAACUAAUGCAAUGGCUAUGACAACGCCCACUGAGAAAAAGUGUUAUUACUGCGGUUUCAAGUAUCCACACGACAAUCAACCGUGCCCAGCGAAGUCUGCUAUUUGUAACCACUGCGGAAUAAAGGGACACUUCGCUAAAGUCUGUCGAACACGAGGAAAAUCUUUCGCAAGUAAGGGAAACCUUGAGAAAUUACAAACGCAAGGUUUUACCUCCCCAGACAAAAGGCGCCAAUCACGAUGGGAUGAGAAUAAACAACGAAAACAACAAGCAAAGGCUGUUGGAAUAUCACAAAGCGAACCAAAUACUGAAAGCUCGGAAGAAGAGGAUUAUGUUUACACAGUAUCGCAAGAAACGAGGGAGAAAACACACACGACCGUAAAAAUAAAUGGACAGGACGUUUUAUUUUUGGUUGACACUGGCGCGACUGUUGACAUCAUUGAUUCUACGACAUACGCGAAAUUAAAGAGGAAAAGUUCAUUACGUAAAAGUUCAACUAAAAUCUACGCAUAUGGAUUUCACACACCUCUGCCUCUAAACGGACAAUUUCAAGCAACACUCGAAUCGAAAAAGCGUUAUACCGUUUCGCAAAUAUAUGUAAUAGACGGUGCAGGAGGAAAUUUAUUAAGUGCUAAAACAGCCCAAGAUUUGGCCUUGGUCCAGCUAAUUAAUACAAUUUCCGGUUUUCCUGAACAAGAUAAACAAACAAAGACAAAUCAAAACAAUACACACAGCACUGCAUGCGAGACCAAUCCAGAAAUCAACACAAGUGUUCCUCAAUCAAAAGACCCCAAAAUACAAGAAAUGAUAAACAAAUAUAGUACAGUUUUCAAGGGGCAAGGAAAAUUGAACAAUCAACAAAUUAAACUUCAUAUCCGAGACGAUGUCAAACCAGUUAUGCAGCGGCAAAGACGUAUACCAUAUCAUGUGAGAAAGGAUGUUUCGAAGGAACUAAAGAAACUAGAAGAGCAAGACAUUGUCGAGAAAGUUGCCAAUCAACCAACACCAUGGAUAUCUCCAAUAGUCGUCACGCCAAAGAAAGACGGAGGUAUCAGACUAUGUGUAGACAUGAGGGAAGCAAACCAGGCAAUCGAAAGAGAGAGACACACAAUGCCAACUUUACAAGAUUUUAAAGCUGAGGUAAAUGGAGCAAAAUUCUUCUCAAAGAUUGACCUAAAGCAAGCAUAUCACCAGCUCGAAUUACACCCGGACAGUCGAUUCAUUACAACGUUUUCUACCCAUGAAGGACUGUUCCAGUAUAAAAGAUUAAAUUACGGUACGAACAGUGCAGCCGAGAUAUUCCAAAAUGUGCUACAACAAAACCUUAGCGAUAUCAGAGGAGUGAAAAACCUGGUGGAUGAUAUUAUUAUUCAUGGUAAAACCCGAAAGUCACACGAUGAAGCACUAGAGAACUGUCUAAAACGGCUAGCAGCACUAAACUUGAAAGUGAAAGGGGAAAAAUGUGAAUUUCUACAAGACGAAAUUACAUUCUUCGGAUUAAAAUUUACAGCAGCAGGAACCAAACCAGAUCCAGAGAGAAUUGAGAACAUGGUUAGAGUACCAGCUCCCAAAACUGCUGGAGAAGUUAGAAGUUUUCUGGGAAUGGCCAACACUUGCCACGAAUACAUUCCAGAUUAUGCAACUAUUACAGCACCUCUAAGAGAACUAACCAAGAAAAACAUUGCGUUUAAGUGGGAAAAUAGACAUCAGAAAGCAUUUGAGCAACUGAAAAAGAAACUAACAAGUACCCCAGUUAUGGCAUAUUUCGAUACAAAGAAACGAAGUCUAGUAAUCGUAGAUGGCUCCCCUUAUGGAAUUAGUGCAAUACUAGCACAGAAAGAACAUCACAGCCAGCAGUACAAAAUCCUUUCAUAUGCAAGCAGAGCACUCAGCCCAGUUGAGACAAGAUACUCUCAAACAGAUAUUGAAGGACUUAGCUUAGUAUGGGGAAUUGAGCAUUUUCGAAUGUUCUUGAUUGGAUCAGAAUUCGAUGUGAUAACUGAUCAUAAAGCAUUAGAAUCUAUAUUCAAUAACCCAAGAUCCAGACCACCAGCCCGCAUCGAGAGGUGGAUGAUGCGAUUACAACCAUUCAACUUCAAAGUCAUUUACCGCAAAGGAUCCUUAAACGAAGCUGACUACUUAAGUAGACAUCCAGCUGUUAUAGAGAGAGAACAAAUAACGAGUACAUCAGCAGAAGAAUAUGUGAACUAUGUAACUAACUGUUCAGUUCCAAAGUCAAUGACACUUGACGAGAUUAAAAAAGCAACCCAUAACGAUCCAGUAUUACAAAAAGUUAAGAAAUGUCUGAAAGAGGGAAAAUGGGAUGAGAACGAUCCUGAUCUUAAACCGUUUAGACUUUGCGCCGACGAACUUACGUACAAUGCAUCAGCAGGUAUACUGUUGAAGAACACACGGCUGGUCAUUCCAACAACAUUACAAGAAAGAGCAACAAAAUUAGGUCAUAUCGGGCAUCAGGGAAUUGAGAAAACGAAAAGCCUACUACGCGAAAAGAUCUGGUACCCAAAUAUGGACAAACGAGUGAAAGAAAUGGUAGACAAAUGCAUUCCUUGCCAAGCAGUAGGUCACGGUAAUAACCCGGAGCCAAUGAAAAUAACACCAACCGAAGACAAACCAUGGACUAGUGUAGCAAUCGACUUCUAUGGUCCAGUACCCCGAACUGGUCAAUACCUGCUAGUGGUUAUCGAUACCUACUCAAAAUUCCCAGAGGUAGAAAUAGUCAACUCAACCGAAGCAAAAACUUGCAUACCAAAAUUAGAUACGAUAUUUGCCAGAUAUGGAAUACCAUCAAAAAUAAAAACUGACAAUGGACCCCCAUUUAAUGGGAAAGAAUUUGAAACAUACACUAAAACCCUUGGUAUUGAAUGGAAAACAAUUACACCACUAUGGCCCCAGGGUAAUGCCGUCGUAGAAAGAUUUAUGAAACCAAUUGGAAAACUCUUGAAAACAGCUGAUAUUGAAGGAAAGAAUUGGAAGCAAGAACUGCAAGGGUUUCUACUUCAAUACCGUUCAAUUCCUCAUCAAACUACUAAAGUCGCUCCGUGUGAACUACUUUUUAACAGACAAAUUCGGGGAUAUUUACCAGAACUCACAAGAAAAAAAGUAGUUAAUAGACACAAGAGGGCGAAGCAGAACUUGGAGCAGAAGAAAGAAGAGAACAAAGAGUACUACGACCGAAACAAAAGAACAAAGGAAGCUGGGAUAAAAAAGGGUGACAUCGUCAUUUGUAAACAGAAGAAGAACAAUAAGUUAACAUCAAAGUUUGACCCAGAACAUUAUACGGUAGUACAACGUAAGUACAACACCAUCAUAGCUGAAAGAGAUGGUAAGACGGUGACAAGAAACGUUUCACACUUUAAGAAGGUAGUAAUGGAGGAAAGCGAGGAGGAGCAGGAAGAUACAGCACCGGGAAGAUCGACGGAAACAGAGGAACCACCAAAGCACAAACCAAGUGUAAGGAGAUCAACAAGAAUGAAAAGACCGGUAAUACGAUAUCAGUACCAGACUUGA